This is a messenger RNA of Bombina bombina (fire-bellied toad), 2164 nucleotides long. RefSeq names its product epoxide hydrolase 2 (gene EPHX2). The record is from RefSeq and is a predicted model, not a curated record. NCBI's taxonomy places the organism in Eukaryota, Metazoa, Chordata, Amphibia, Anura, Bombinatoridae. Gene Ontology annotation, biological process: cholesterol homeostasis; phospholipid dephosphorylation. Gene Ontology annotation, cellular component: peroxisome. Gene Ontology annotation, molecular function: magnesium ion binding; lipid phosphatase activity. The coding region runs from base 259 to 1941 and encodes 560 amino acids. The transcript is spliced from 19 exons.
UAGAAAAUGUUCCCACCCAGCGAGAGGCAUCAGGGGCAGAAAGAGGCGCGCACCCAGCGAGAGGCAUCUCUGUAUAGGAAGGCUCAGAAAGAGGCGCGCACCUAGCGAGAGGCAACUCUGUUUAGGAAGGGGCGGGCUGUUACACUCUAGUCACCUCCCCAGGGCAGAGUGUGUUUGUACUGACCUGGGAUUGUGUCUUGUGGUGUUGCACUGUCACAUGAAUUGCCUGUCAGGGGACUGGGACAGAUAGUGAAGGGCAUGGCGGCCAAACGCUUCGUGCUUUUUGACUUGGGAGGGGUGUUGUUAUCGCCUGGGCCACAAGUCGCCUUCCAGCGCCUGGAGGAGUCCUUGCACCUCCCUAGGGGAUUUAUACAGAAUUUAUUCAUUAAAAGUGGAUCUAAUGGACCCUUUGCUCAAGCUGAGAGAGGACAAAUAACUUUCUCAAAGUUUAUUGCAGAAAUGAACAAGGAAUGUAAGAGCUAUGCAGAGGAAUCUGGCGUGGUCCUCCCUGACUCAUUCUCUCUAGAGGAUGCCUUUCAUGGCUUGUAUAAGAAUGGACAGAUCAAUAAGCCGCUCUUGAAUGCUGCUGUUGCACUUCGGAACCAUGGUUUUAAAACAUGCGUGUUAACAAAUAACUGGGUGGAUGACAGCCCGCAGAGAACUCACACAGCGGAGAUGAUUUCUUUGCUAAGCAGACACUUUGACUUCAUAAUUGAGUCCUGCCGAAUUGGAAUGAGGAAACCUGAAAUCCAAAUUUAUGAAUACGCCUUAAAACUCAUGCAAGCAAAUCCAAACGAGACAAUCUUCCUUGAUGACAUUGGUGCUAAUCUAAAGCCAGCUCGCGAGAUGGGAAUUUCUACCAUUCUUGUCAAAGACACAGAUGCAACUCUGAAAGAGUUGGAGAAUCUGGCUGGCAUCCAGCUUACUGAAAAUGAAGAAACGUUGCCAACUCCUGUCAACCCUGAAAAUGUAACUCAUGGAUUCGUAACAGUUAAGCCUGGUGUGAAGUUACACUUUGUGGAAAUGGGCAAUGGACCUGCCGUGUGCCUGUGUCAUGGCUUUCCAGAGAGCUGGUACUCUUGGAGAUAUCAGAUACCUGACCUGGCUGAUGCUGGAUUUAGAGUCAUUGCACUGGAUAUGAAAGGAUAUGGCGAUUCCUCUGCUCCAGCGGAAAUAGAAGAGUAUUCCCAGCAAGAACUGUGCAAGGACUUGGUGGUUUUUCUUGAUAAGCUGGGUGUACCACAUGCUACGUUUAUUGGUCAUGACUGGGGUGGUGCUCUUGUAUGGAACAUGGCUCUUUUUUACCCAGAAAGAGUGAGUGCUGUGGCUUCGCUGAAUACUCCAUUCUUUGUAGCUGAUCCUGACAACAAUGCACUGGAGAGAAUAAAAUCCAACCCCAUCUUUGACUAUCAACUAUAUUUUCAAGAGCCAGGCGUUGCAGAGGCAGAACUGGAGACAAGUUUGGAAAGGACAUUUAAAGUGUUUUUUCAAGGCUUCAGUGAAACGGGUAAACUUUCAGCCUCCCUGAAAACAUCAUCAGUUCGAGAAAGAGGAGGAAUAUUGAUUGGCACACCUGAAGAUCCUCCUCUAAGCAAAAUUAUAGGAAAGAAAGAUCUGGAGUUCUAUGUUACACAGUAUAAGAAAAAUGGAUUCAGAGGUCCAUUAAAUUGGUACCGUAACAUAGAACAGAACUGGCAGUGGGGCUGUUCUGCGCACAAGAGAAAGAUUUUGGUACCAUCCCUUAUGGUAACUGCUGGGAAAGAUCCAGUUCUGCUUCCAGUUAUGAGUCACGGUAUGGAAAAACUGAUUCCUAAUUUGACACGAGGACAUAUAGAGGAAUGUGGGCACUGGACUCAGAUGGAGAGGCCGGCUGCACUUAACAAAAUCCUGAUCAAAUGGCUGGAAGACGUUCACUCUGCAUCUGUAGCCUCAAAACUAUAAGGAUUUUCUGCUUCCGGGGUCUGGUACUUGUUGCCGUACAUGCUGUGUGUGAGAUACACAUAAUCAAUUUAAAUUAGCAGUUAGUCAUUCCUGAUUAUGUCAUUUAAUACAAAUUUUAUAAUGUAACUAAUUAGUUAUAUUAACUGAAUGACUUAUAGUUUUAUAAUCAAAUAUUCUAUAUUAGUUCAUAUCUAAAUUAAUAAAUAAAUUAUUUGCUUGCGAA